AUGACUACCGAACAAGAUAACACAACACAAACUACAGAACAAACUACAAAUCACAGUGAAAUUUUUAAUUCUCUUAGGAUACCCGAUGCCAUUAAAGAUCUUCCCAAGUUUGACGGGAACCCUCGUCUCUUAUUUGAAUUCCUAAAUAAUGUGGAAGAAAUUCUUCUUCACAUUAGAGGAACUGAUAACACGCCUUACGGCCAAAUACUUCUCAGGGCUAUCCGGAACAAGGUUGAAGGUCAAGCAAAUGAAAUACUCAAUAUGUACGGGACCCCUUUAAUUUGGGAUGAUAUAAAAACAAACCUGAUUCUCCACUAUUCCGACAAACGAACCGAAACAUCCCUUAUUAGAGACCUCCAUAAUAUAAGACAGUAUAAUAAAACGAUUCAAUCUUUCUACGGUGAAAUAAUUGAAAUCCAAUCUGCUUUAUGCAAUAAUAUCCUUAUUCAGGAAAUAAACCCGUCUGUAAUUCAAGCUAAAAAGAAUUUGUAUUCCGAAAUGUGCCUUAAUUCAUUUUUGAGUGGACUUAAUGAACCACUUGGUUCGAGAGUAAGAACCAUGCAACCUGACUCAUUAGCUACAGCCCUAUCUUGUUGCAUUAAAGAACAAAAUAUAUCUUAUCAAAGAUACUCACAACAGUAUAGAUACAGACCAUAUAACUACAAUUCAGGACAAAAUCAAACAUAUCCAUAUAAUUCAAAGCAAAAUCCAAGAUAUACAAAUAAUUUAGACCAAAACCAAACAUAUCCAUAUAAUCCAAGACAAAAUCCAAGAUAUACAAGCAGUUCAGGCCAAAAUCAAUCAAGGACAUACUAUAAUAACCAAAACCAAUGGCAAUCAAAUAAUCCAUUUUCUAAAUCACCUCAAAUGCGAAAUACACAAAAUUUUAAUGAGCUAAGUCAUUCCCGAACAUUCCAAAAGAAAGAGACUCAAUUUAAUAAGUUUCAGAAUCCCAAUUCAUUCCCAAAAAUCAAAACCAGUCCCAGCCAACAAUUUUUUCUAUACAGCCUCCAAGAGUCCACCGGAUAUAUAGACUCAAAAUCUCACCCAACCACACUUCCUUUUAUUAACAUAUCCUCUCCCUUUGGUCGACCUUUGAGAUUCCUUCUAGACACAGGUGCAUCAGCAUCCUUUAUCAAUCCAGAAUACAUACCACAUGGAGAACUUCUUCAUUGUGACCCUGUUACGAUAACAACAGUAUUUAAGAAAUACGAACUUAAAACCCAGACUAACGUCAAAAUAUUUAAAGAAUUCAAUCAAGAUGGUCUCCUUAAAUUCCUUAUAUUCAAAUUUCAUAAUUUCUUUGAUGGCCUCCUCGGUUUAGAUACACUGUUGCAACUAAACGCUAAAAUUGACCUUGAAAACAAGAUCCUUGUCACGAAAAACUCUGUCGUCGAAAUUCAUUUUAAACCAAAUGAAUCAUCAGACGUAUUAAAUGUCCCAGCUCAAUCCAAGAUUCUAGCAAAACUUCCCGUGAAUAAAUUGAAUGGUGACAUAAUUUUAAAUACCAUAGAACUUAAACCAGAUGUUUUUAUAUCACAAGGCAUCUACAGAGCAAUUAAUGGCUACAGCACCGUCGAGAUAACAAACUACUCCGAAUCCGACGAAAAUAUACUAUUAGAAGAAUCAUUACAAUCAACGGAGUACCAACCAGAGGAAUACUUAGAACUUAACAAUCUGCACAUUACACCGGAAGAAGAUAAAACUACUGAGAGGAAGAACAUAGAGCAUCUACUUCGUACCGAUCAUCUAAAUAGAGAAGAGAAAAAUCAACUUCUAAAAUUGUGUAAACGGUACAAUGAUAUCAUAUACAUAGAAGGAGAACAACUUACCUUUUCUAAUCAAAUCAAACAUACUAUUAACACAACUGAUGACGUACCCAUCUAUAUGAAAUCAUAUAGAUACCCAUAUAUACAUAAACAAGAAGUACAGGAUCAGAUUUCAAAAAUGUUGGAACAAGGAAUCAUCCGCCAAAGCUACUCCCCUUGGAGUUCACCUGUGUGGAUAGUACCCAAAAAAUCAGAUGCCAGUGGAAAACAAAAAUGGAGACUCGUGAUUGACUACAGAAAAGUCAAUGAAAAAAACAGUCUCAGACAGGUAUCCAAUUCCCAACAUCACCGAAAUACUAGAUAAAUUAGGUAGAUGUAUG
Molecule: messenger RNA, 2149 nt
Organism: Episyrphus balteatus (marmalade hoverfly)
Lineage: Eukaryota; Metazoa; Arthropoda; Insecta; Diptera; Syrphidae
Exons: 2
Coding region: 1-2133 (710 amino acids)
Biological process (GO): proteolysis
Molecular function (GO): aspartic-type endopeptidase activity
Source: RefSeq, a predicted model, not a curated record